Messenger RNA from Cucurbita moschata (crookneck pumpkin), 4528 nucleotides. Its product is annotated as pentatricopeptide repeat-containing protein At3g54980, mitochondrial-like. NCBI's taxonomy places the organism in Eukaryota, Viridiplantae, Streptophyta, Magnoliopsida, Cucurbitales, Cucurbitaceae. Gene Ontology annotation, molecular function: protein binding. The record is from RefSeq and is a predicted model, not a curated record. The coding region runs from base 601 to 3174 and encodes 857 amino acids. The transcript has 6 exons.
AACCCUCCUUCUCCCUCGCGUGAAGCAUCAGCCGCAUAGCAGCAUCCCAUUCGAUUUCCUCCGGCUACUCUCUGCGACGGUGUGCACGGCAACCACGAACCCAAGACGCACAACGGUGCAAGACCCACGAACAGUGCUGUUGUUUCCUCUUCGACGAUUCGCGAUGCUGACCGGCGCGAUUCUUUCUGCGGUGGCUAUUUUUCCGUCUUACUGUACCACGAUGCAUUUCUAAACUGUGAGCGAAAAUGUGUGCUCUUGCACGGCCUCAAUGCCCACAGAUCUGAUCGACAGCGCGAGGACUCUCCACUGCGGCACGAGUUCGAUUGCAUAAGCGGCACCCAAGCAUUUUUUAAAUUACCCGCACCACGUUCUGCCGCAAUUAGAGUACCCACGAUCCGUGAGGCUUAGAUUUGUGAAAUCGAAUGAAUUGCAAAUUUGAGCCCUUUUUUGGCAAGGUUCAGUAGCUUUGAACCAAUUCGAGCUUAAUUGAAUACUUUCCAGCACGGAAUUGAGUUCGUUCCUUUGAGUUUUGGUGGAACAUUUUCAGAUUGAUUUAGGAAAUGCUCUAGCACUUUAGGCACUUUUAUCGUGAAAGCGACUAUGAGAAAUCAUUCACCAACUUCUCCAUUCCUUCUCUACUCCCUCUUUAAAAACAAGCCUCUUGGUUUAAAAUCAGAAAUUGCAGGAAAAACUAUCUUUCCUUUAUCAUCUUCUGGGCAUAUCAAUCAAAGCACGGAUGCUUCGGUGGAAACCUCGUCUAAAGUUGUCUCGCAGAGUAACUUAGUUUCUUUAGAGUCCAUCAAUGGUAAAUGUGGUACCUCACCCGAUUUUGCUUUAACUGAAAGUCAUGUGAUAAACACUCUUCUAGGCAACAUAAGUGACCCAAAAUCAGCAUUGGAGUACUUCAAAAGGAUUGAGAAGAAGAGUGGUUAUGUCAAGAGCACUAAUGCUGUAUCUGUCCUGCUUCUCAUUUUGAUGAAUUCGGCAGAGACCCAAAAAAUAGCUCAGAAUAUGCUCAAUCGGUUUGCGUCAGGAAAUUCAGUCUCCUCUAGUUGUCUUAUAAACGGUUUAGUAGAAUGCAUGAAGCUGUACAGUUUUCCAUCAGAUAUUCAGGUUUUUAAUUAUUUAUUGAAUAGUUACGUUAGAGCUAACAAAAUUGAAGAAGCUCUUCAUUGUUUUAAUAAAAUGGUAGAAUUUGAUGUAAAGCCAUCAAUUCAGUGUAUGAAUAUUCUUUUGACUGCUAUGGUUAGGAAAAACAUGAUUUGUGAAGCACGGGAGUUGCAUAACAAAAUGUUGCUGGAAGGAGUUGCAGGUGACUGUUUUACUUUACAUGUCAUGAUGUGUGCUUGUUUGAAGGAAAGAAAUAUUGUGGAGGCAGAGCAACGUUUUUUAGAAGCAAAAGCAAGAGGAGUGAAACUUGAUCCACAAGUAUAUAGUACUUUUAUCCAUGUAGUUUGUUUGAAACCGAAUUCUGGAUAUGCUUUGUCUUUGUUAAGAGAGAUGAGAGCUACAGGUUGGGUUCCUUCUGAGGGCACAUUUACAAGUGUUAUUACUGCUUGUGUGAAGGAAGGAAAUGUGGUAGAGGCUUUGCGGCUGAAAGAUGACAUGGUUAAUUGUGGGAAGUCUAUGAAUUUGGUUGUUGCAACAAGUUUAAUAAAGGGUUAUUGCAUGCAAGGAGACCUGAGUAGUGCUUUAGAUCUUGUGAAUGAAAUUUAUAACUGUGGUUUGGUUCCCAACAGAGUUACGUACUCAGUUAUGAUUGAUGGUUUCUGUAAGAAUCGGUGCAUGGAAAAGGCUUAUGAAUUUUACUCUGAGAUGAAAAUUAAGGGUAUCAAGCCAAGUGUUUAUUCUUUGAAUUCUAUGAUACAAGGGUAUUUGAAAUGCAAGUCUUUGCAAAAUGCAUUCACGAUGUUUGAUGAAGCAGUUGAGAGUGGUCUGGCAAAUGUUUUCACGUUUAAUACUUUAUUGUCGUGGCUUUGUAAGGAGGGUAAGGUAAAUGAAGCUUGCAAUUUCUGGGAUGAGGUGAUUGUUAAGGGUAUCAGUCCUAAUGCCGUUUCUUACAAUACCAUGAUACUCGGUCAUUGUAGAAAAGGUAAUAUUAUUGAAGCAUGUAAGGUGUACAAGAAGAUGCUAGAUAAUGGUUUUACCCCAAAUGUUGUUACCUUUUCUAUUCUAAUGGACGGUUAUUUCAAGAAAGGUGAUAUUGACAAUGCUUUUAGUAUAUUUCACAAAAUGAUAGAUGCUAAUAUUCUCCCCACAGACAUCACUUUAGGCAUUAUUAUCAAAGGUUUGUGCAAAGCUGGUCGUACUUCGGAGGGAAGGGAUAUGUUCAAUAAGUUUGUUUCUGAAGGUUCUAUUCCUACAUGUGUAGCUUACAAUACUAUUAUUGAUGGUUUCAUCAAGGAAGGUGACAUUAAUUUGGCCUUGAAUGUAUUUAGGGAAAUGUGUGAAGUUGGCGUUUCUCCUAGUAUUGUUACCUACACGUCCUUCAUUGAUGGGUUUUGUAAAAGUAAUAAUAUAGAUCUUGCUUUAAAGUUGUUGAAUGAUAUGAAAAGGAAGGGUCUUGAAAUGGACAUUACGGCAUAUGGCACACUUAUUGACAGUUUUUGCAAAAGAAGGGAUAUGAAAAGUGCAUGUGAACUUUAUAACGAACUUCUUGGAGCUGGUUUAUCUCCAAAUGUUGUUAUUUACAAUAGCAUGAUUACUGGGUUUAAGAAUCUAAACAACAUGGAAGCAGCAAUUGACUUAUAUAAGAACAUGGUGAAUGAGGGGAUUCCAUGUGAUUUGCAAACUUAUACCUCAUUGAUUGACGGACUCCUGAAAGAAGGAAGACUUCUUUAUGCAUCUGAUCUCUACACUGAAAUGCUUUCCAAGGGUAUUUUGCCUGAUAAUCGAGCACAAACAGUUCUCAUCACUGGUCUUUGUAACGAAGGACAAUUAGAAAAUGCACGCAAGAUUUUGGAAGAGAUGAAUGGAAGAAACUUGACUCCUAGUGUUCUCAUUUAUAACACAUUAAUAGCUGGACACUUUAAGGAAGGAAAUUUGCAAGAGGCUUUUAGAUUGCAUGAUGAGAUGCUGGGUAGAGGUCUUGUUCCCGAUAACACUACGUAUGAUAUUCUUGUCAAUGGAAAGUUCAAAGGCGAUUGUACUUUUAAUAGAGAUUUGAGUUUCUAAGUAGCUAGACUCGCCCUUCUCUAUUGUUCCCAAAAGAAAGCGUGGUUAUUAGGUAUGUUUUCUUUUUCAUUUUGGAAGCGUUAAGAGGCUUCAUGUCUCUGUCCCUCUUCAGUUUCAAAGGCUCGUGAUGUGAGGUAGCUUCGGCAACGGGUAAAGACUAGCAUCUUGUAAACAUCUACACAAAGGGUCUCUCCUACCUUAAGUAAUACUCAAGAGGAGGCAAGUUGAUGGUUUUCUUGGAGGUCCAGAACCAUAAACCUGAAGGCUAGCUUCAACUGAACACUCCACCAAUUGGUGUCCAGCCUAAACUUGAAUGAUUCGAGGGUUUAACGUGCAAGUUACACUAACUCAUACACUCAAGGAUGCUCUUGGCCCCAACUUUGAGGAGACAACUGAAACUUUAUUUUCAUUCAACUUCUCGUUACUAGGUUACAAAGAAACACAAGGUGGAUUUAUACAUGGCCAAGCAUGAAAAAUCUAAAAUGCAUAAUGUAAAGUUAAACAAGAUUAACCUAAUAAAACUAACUAAAACAAUUUAAUUAAAGUGUAGGGAAGGAAGGGAGUGAGGUUAAGCACGUAUGCCCACAAAAAAGGCCCAAUAAAGUUCUUGUCAACAACAACUACAAGGUCAACUAAAAAAAAUCUGAAGUUAACAAAAGUACAUUUAAAAGCCAAGGUGUUGGUCGAAAUAGCCAAGAUGUGCAACCUAUUAACCCAACUUUGAAAGAUCAAGGGCCAAAAUUAUAAUUUAACCUUACAAAUAAUGCUGGGCUUCUCCUACGGAGUAAGGAAAGGACAUCAGCCUAAAAAGGUGAAGUUCUUCCUUUGGAAAAUAGUGCAUAAAGCCAUUAGCACAAGUGAAAAUCUCCAAAAAAAAAAAAAGAAUGUCUUACAUCACUCUUUCUCCAAAUUGGUGUCCAUUAUGCAAGAAAGAAACCGAAUCACAAAGCCACUUGUUUAUACAAUGCAUAUACGCUUAGAAUUUCUGGACAACGAUUUUCAAUAUAUUCGAAUGACAUCUCACAUUUCCUAGGGAGGUAAAGGAAUUUUUGGAUAUGGCCUUAACGUACCACCCUUUCAAGAAUGCAAAAGCCCUAUUAUGGAAAAACUUCAUCAGGACUUUCUUUUGAAAUCUGCAGAAAGAAAGAAAUCAGAGAAUAUUGUAGAAAAGACAUAAACCUGCACAAAACUUUUCGACAAUGUUGUUUACCAAGCUAUAUAUUGGUGUAAACUGUCUAAUAUUUAUACUUCCUAUAGCUAUACCUUUCUCAAUGCAAAUUGGGAAGGUCCAUGGAUUAUACAUCCCUUUUGUAAAUUCCAAUCAUCAAUGAAAUUGUCUCUUAUAAAAUAAAUA